This is a messenger RNA of Paecilomyces variotii, 4494 nucleotides long. RefSeq names its product putative ABC multidrug transporter. Gene Ontology annotation, molecular function: ATP binding; ABC-type transporter activity; ATP hydrolysis activity. Bases 1 to 4494 code for a protein of 1497 amino acids. Gene Ontology annotation, biological process: xenobiotic detoxification by transmembrane export across the plasma membrane. The record is from RefSeq and is a predicted model, not a curated record. Gene Ontology annotation, cellular component: membrane. The transcript is spliced from 6 exons. NCBI's taxonomy places the organism in Eukaryota, Fungi, Ascomycota, Eurotiomycetes, Eurotiales, Thermoascaceae.
AUGACUUCGCAUCCUCAGUUUCCAGCACCCUUCGGGGCUGCUGCAACUUCGACCAGAGCUAUAUCAGAUCUCCAUCCAAACUCCCAUCUGUCUGGAACGCCAGGGGAAGGGCGCAAUGAUGGACUUGAUGGAGCACUCGCGGGGACGACAGCAACUUAUGACGACAUUGGGGAGUGCGAAGAGAAGCAAAUCACAUCUCUCGCACGACAGAUGUCCCAGAUAUCGCGCCAAACCAGUGGUAAUCACGCACUGGACUCUCGAAACCCGUUCCUCGAGUGUGAUAAAGACCCCGAGCUGAAUCCUAACUCGGGCGACUUCAACCCUCGCAAAUGGCUCAAAUCUACCUUGCAGAUUACUUCACGCGACCCAGAACGCUAUCCUCGUCGUACGGCUGGGUUGUCGUUUAGGGAUCUCAGCGUCUACGGAUAUGGAACAGCUGCUGACUACCAGAUGGAUGUCGCUAAUAUGUGGCUCAAGGCCGCAGAAUGGGUCAAAGGAGUACUAGGCCAUCGGAAGGCAGUACGUAUUGAUAUUCUGCGGAGCUUUGAAGGCCUUGUCAAGAGUGGUGAGAUGUUGGUCGUACUGGGAAGACCUGGAAGUGGCUGUUCGACUUUUCUCAAAACAAUCGCUGGAGAGACGCAUGGCUUCUACAUAGAUCAUGGAGCGGAUAUUCAAUACCAGGGAAUAUCCUGGGAUGACAUGCAUAGUCAGUUCCGCGGAGAGGUCCUUUAUCAGGCAGAGACAGAAAUCCACUUUCCGCAGUUGACGGCUGGCGAGACGCUACUAUUUGCUGCUCAUGCGCGUGCUCCAAAGAACCGCUUCCCUGGGGUCAGUCGUGAUCAAUAUGCACAGCACAUGCGGGACGUCGUUAUGGCCACGUUUGGCCUCACCCAUACCAUCAAUACUCGUAUUGGGAACGAAUAUAUCAGGGGUGUUUCUGGAGGUGAACGUAAGAGAGUCAGCAUAGCAGAGGUGACGCUAUGUGGAAGCCCUCUGCAGUGUUGGGAUAACAGCACGCGCGGCCUCGAUAGUUCAACUGCCUUGGAAUUUGUCAAGACUGUUCGUCUUUCCACCCAGUAUACUGGAUCAGCUGCUAUUGUGGCCAUCUACCAGGCUGGACAAGCCAUAUACGACGUCUUCGAUAAGGUGACAGUACUAUAUGAAGGACGUCAAAUAUUCUUUGGAAAAGCUGCUGAUGCCAAGCAUUUCUUUGUGGACAUGGGCUUCCAUUGCCCGGAUAGGCAAACAACUGCUGACUUUCUGACCUCCCUGACGAACCCCGAGGAGAGGCAGAUCCGCCCAGGAUUUGAGGCUCGUGUUCCUCAUACCCCUGACGAGUUCGCGGCUCGAUGGAAGGAAAGCCCUGAACGCCAAUCGUUGUUAUCAGAGAUUGAAGCAUACGAAGCUGAAUACCCUCUAGGAGGCGAAAAGCUCAAGGAGUUCGCCAUCUCACGCGCCGCAGAGAAGGCCAAAGGUACACCGGCCAAAUCGCCAUAUACGCUGUCCUAUCUGAUGCAGAUUCGUCUUUGCAUAUGGAGAGGCUUUCGACGUCUGAAGGGAGAUACAAGCAUGACAAUGGCAACUGUCAUCGGCAAUCUUGUGAUGGCUUUGAUCGUCUCCAGUGUAUUUUUCAAUUUACAAGACAACACUGGCAGUUUCUUCGCUCGUGGCGCUCUGCUGUUCUUCGCGAUAUUGUUAAAUGCAUUUGCCAGCGCGCUGGAGAUCCUAACCCUCUGGCAACAACGUCCCAUAGUCGAGAAGCAUAACAAGUAUGCGCUAUAUCACCCAUCUGCGGAAGCGAUUAGUUCUAUGAUCGUUGAUCUUCCUUCGAAGUUUCUGGUGGCCAUUGUUUUCAACCUGAUCUUGUACUUUAUGACCCAUCUUCGGCGCACCCCAGGUCAUUUCUUUGUCUUCUUCUUGUUCUCUGUCUCAACGACUCUGACGAUGUCUAAUAUUUUCCGCUGGAUCGGUGCAAUAUCCCGUACUAUGGCUCAAGCUAUGACGCCGUCUUCGAUUUUCAUGUUGGCUCUCUGCAUCUAUACGGGCUUCACGAUACCUAUUCGAGACAUGCACCCUUGGUUCCGCUGGAUCAACUACCUUAACCCAAUUGCCUAUGCUUUUGAAUCCCUCAUGGUGAACGAAUUUAGCGACAGACGCUUUCCAUGUUCUCAAUAUAUCCCAUCAGGUCCAGGGUAUGAGCAUGUUAGUGGAAGCUCCGUCAUUUGCUCCGAAAAAGGUGCGAUAGCAGGGGAGAACUUUGUAGAUGGAGACGCCUAUAUCAAUACAACGUUUCAAUACUAUAAAUCACACCUCUGGCGCAAUUUCGGCAUUUUGGUCUGUUUCUUCAUUGCAUUUCUAUUCGCAUAUAUCGUCUCCAGCGAAUAUGUGAGUGCGAAACCAUCCAAAGGGGAAAUUCUCGUCUUUCCGCGCGGGAAGAUACCUGCGUUCAUGAAGAAGGUUCACCGCGACGAUGACGCCGAGGAUGGGUACAUUCGCGAAAAGGGCGGAAUUGGUCAAGGUGGCCAAGAUCAGACGGCGGCGAUUGUGAGACAGACGGCAGUGUUUCAUUGGCAAGAUGUGUGCUAUGAUAUCAAGAUCAAGGGCCAGCCUCGUCGUAUCUUGAAUCAUAUUGAUGGAUGGGUGAGACCUGGUACCCUAACGGCUUUGAUGGGCGUUACCGGCGCAGGAAAGACUACGUUAUUAGACGUUCUGGCAAAUCGAGUUACCAUGGGCGUGAUCAGCGGUGAAAUGCUCGUUGAUGGACGACCGCGAGAUGAUUCCUUUCAGCGCAAAACAGGAUAUGUACAGCAACAAGACCUCCAUCUCGAGACCUCUACAGUUCGAGAAGCUAUUGUGUUUAGCGCACUGCUCCGCCAGCCUGCUAGCGUUCCACGUAAAGAGAAGGAGGCCUACGCAGAGGAAGUGAUCAAAAUGCUUGGUAUGGAAGAAUAUGCAGAGGCUAUCGUUGGCGUGCUUGGCGAAGGGCUUAACGUCGAGCAACGCAAGCGUUUGACUAUAGGUGUAGAGAUCGCAGCUAAGCCUGAUCUUCUGCUCUUCUUUGAUGAGCCGACAUCCGGCCUGGAUAGCCAAACAGCCUGGUCAAUAUGUACGUUGAUGCGCAAACUAGCCGAUCAUGGACAAGCGAUUCUUUGCACAAUUCAUCAGCCAUCGGCGAUGUUGAUGCAGACAUUCGACAGACUCCUGUUUCUGGCAGAAGGAGGCAAGACAGUGUACUUUGGGGAGCUCGGCGAGAACAUGGAAACGCUUAUCCAGUACUUUGAAAAGAAAGGGGCGCCAAAAUGUCCGCCUAAUGCCAAUCCUGCGGAAUGGAUGCUGGAAGUCAUAGGAGCGGCUCCCGGAUCUCACACUGAUAAGAACUGGCCUGAGGUGUGGAAUGAAAGCAGCGAACGUACUCAGAUCCGGCAGGAGCUUUUCCAAAUGAAGGUGGAAUUGUCUCAGAAACCCGAAGUUCCAAGAGCUGCUGGAUAUGGAGAAUUCGCGAUGCCCCUCUGGUACCAGUUCCUAGUAUGUCUGCGACGCAUGUUCCAACAAUAUUGGCGCAGUCCUGGAUAUAUCUAUGCCAAGGCCACCAUGUGUAUCGUUCCGCCGCUCUUCAUUGGGUUUACAUUCUGGAGGGAGCAGAACAGUCUGCAAGGGCUGCAGAACGAGAUGUUCGCCAUAUUCAUGCUCCUGGUCGUCUUCCCAAGUCUGAUUCAGCAAAUGAUGCCGUUUUUCGUGACCCAAAGAGCGCUAUACGAAGUGCGCGAACGCCCAUGCAAAGCUUAUUCCUGGAAAGCGUUCAUGUUAGCCAGUAUCACAGUGGAGUUGCCAUGGAAUAUGUUCAUGGCUGUACCUAUGUUCUUUUGCUGGUAUUACCCUAUAGGACUCUUCCGCAAUGCCUAUCCGACCCAUACAGUACCAUCACGGAGCGGCACGAUGUUCUUGCUGGUUCUUGUGUUGAUGAUUUUCACGUCCACAUUUUGCUCCAUGGUCAUCGCAGGGAUAGAACAGGCCGAAACAGGCGGUAACGUAGCGCAGUUGAUGUUCUCACUGUGUCUGGUCUUCUGCGGUGUCCUUGUUCCUAAAGCCUCGCUUCCAGGCUUCUGGAUCUUCAUGUAUCGUGUCUCUCCCUUCAAUUAUCUAGUAUCGGCAGUUUUGUCCACAGGCGUUGCAAGAGCCGACAUCACCUGCUCCAGCAUCGAGUUAUUGCAUCUUAGCCCGCCGUCCGGGAUGAACUGCUCUGCUUUCCUAGAUCCCUAUAUCAGGUUUGCCGGCGGUCGAGUGCUCAACCCUGCUGCGACGUCUGAUUGUGAAUUUUGCUCAAUGGCGACCACGGAUCAGUUCCUCAGUACCAUCAGCAUUUACUUUUCCGAGCGGUGGCGUAAUAUCGGCAUUCUAUUCGGAUACGCUGGUUUCAACAUCAUUGCAGCGGUGUUCCUGUACUGGUUGAUCCGCGUUCCUAAGAAGAGGAGUCGAAAGAUGAAGCAGGCGUGA